This is a messenger RNA of Hansenula anomala, 2406 nucleotides long. RefSeq names its product Arg81p (gene ARG81). The record is from RefSeq and is a predicted model, not a curated record. Gene Ontology annotation, molecular function: zinc ion binding; DNA-binding transcription factor activity, RNA polymerase II-specific. The transcript is spliced from 2 exons. NCBI's taxonomy places the organism in Eukaryota, Fungi, Ascomycota, Saccharomycetes, Phaffomycetales, Wickerhamomycetaceae. Gene Ontology annotation, biological process: regulation of DNA-templated transcription. The annotation marks the transcript as partial.
AAGAAGAAGAAGACCAAAACCUUCACAGGCUGCGCAACGUGUCGUUCAAGAAAGAUCAAAUGUGACUUGGGGAAACCGUUUUGUAAGCGCUGUGAGAAGUCUGGGUUGAUAUGUGCUGGUUAUCAGAUCAAUCUUUGCUGGUCAAGACCUAUAAAAUUUGACAAGUACGGCUAUCAAAUUCCUAACGGCAGUAAAGAAGAUGGUAGUCCUGGUGGAGAGGUGGAAAAUGAACGAAGCUUUCAAAGAAGAAAUAUAGACUUUGUCAAGUAUGAUCGAGAAUAUGAAACAUAUGAAGAAAUGGAUAGAGAUCUUGGGCUUUUGCACAGUCCUGAUUACUCGUUGAUUGAAAAUCUUCAGACUUGGAUGCAAGGGCCCUUUGGUGUGUUUGAAGGUUUAAUCAAUAUACCCUCAGAUUUGAUGAGAAAAAGAAGAAAAUUGACAAAGACAAAGUACAGAAGCAUAGAAUCACCUGCUAAUGGAAAUGAUAAGAAAAGUCUACAACAACUACAUGCCGGCCCUGGGAAUAUUUUUGAAGAACAGAACAAAAUCAAUCUUAACAAUGGAUGGCUUUCCAAUGAACUCCGAUAUGAUGCAAUGCUAUCAGCAACAGCUGCUACGUUCAAUGAUAACUUCCAUAAUUUUGAUUUUUUGUCACCAUUUGCCAGUAAUUCACCAUUACCAACCCCAGGAAACAGCCACAACCAUACAGACUCGUUGAAUUUACAACCUGAGUACCCAUUUGAUAAAGACUUGUUUAAUGUUUUGAGGUCACACCAAACCCUUGAACAAGCUCCCACACCCGGGAUAUCCAUCAACAAUGAUUUACAACAACAACAAUUAAAUGAUGGUGAAGUUGUGAUUAGUACCUCUGAGUCUAAUAUGCCAGAGGAUAUUUUCAGAAUCAUCAAUGUGCCAAGCAUAGCUCAAUUACCACCAUCAGCCAAUGUUACCAACACAGGAUUACAAAUCAAUCCAUUAUCAAGGUUUUUACUGAAGUAUUAUAUUGAUUCAGUAGCAGAUUUGAUGACAGUUGUUGCAUUUCCAAAAAAUCCUUGGAAGACCAUUUAUUUCCCAAGAGCUUUAAGAGCAUUAGGUGAUAUUAGUGGGUUAGGCAAAACAACAAACGCAAGAGCUUCACUGCUUAAUGCAUUAUUGGCAGUUGCAUGCUUCAACAUUCAGUCAAGGUACGAGAAGGGUUCUAAUGAGAUGAAGUUUUUCUUAAACUUGGGUAUUGAAUUGAGAUUACAAGCUGCGUCCUUCCUCAAAAAGAUGUUGGAACCUGGUGUUAAUGAAUUGAUGAAGAGUGAAAAAUAUAAAGACAUUUUGACUGCUAUUUUAUCGAUGAAUACAAUUGAUAUUGUGUGGGGAACCAUGGCUGAUUGUCAGUAUCAUAUUUCUAUAUGUGAAGAAAUUAUAUGCAAAAGAGUGAAGGAAAGACCAAACCUUAGUCAUAAGGCAAAAUUACUACACAGGAUUUUUUCAUUUUUGAAAUUGGUUCAAGAUUCUACAAAUUUUGAAAACUUGAAAAAUCCAGAAGCUAAACUGAAAGCUAAGAUUGAUGAUAUAUUUAUAAAGAACCAUGAUGAACAAUUCAGCCCGGAUGUUAAUUUUUCAAUCAAUACAGAUGAAUUUCAAGAUGGUGAUAGAUCAUUGAAAACAAAAGAAGUGUCAUCCUCAUCCCCAACUCGUUCAACUUAUUCACCAGCAUUCAUAGAUGAAAUAGCCUCAGCAUCUUCAAAUAACUCCAAGGUGUCUAAAGAGUUGUUAUUGACAGAUGCUUUAUACGGGCUACCAAAUUCAUUAAUUUUAUUAUUCAGUGAUACUGUCAAUCUUUUAAAAACCAAAUUUUUGAUUACAAAUAAUGCAGAAUUGGACAGAGACUUGGAAAAGAAAAAGAUAGUUUUCAAAAAGUUUAAUGAAUUUUGUCUUGGAUUUGAAAGUAAGUUAUUAAAAUGGGAAAAUGAAUGGAAUCUAAAAGAUUCUGACUCAGAUGAGUUUUUGAGUCAUGCACAUGAAGGUAUUUAUUAUCAUUGUAUGAGUUUUUUCAACAGUUUGAUUAUUUAUUAUUUCACAAUGGUUCGUGAUUUGAAUCAUUUAUUAUUACAAAAAUAUUCAUUAAAUUGCAUUGAAUACCUUGAGAAGUUACAAGAACUGAUUAAUACCAAGAAAGUUAGAAUGUUGCCAUUAUUUUGGCAAGGGUUCAUUGCAGGGUGUUCAUCAAUGGAUACAGUCUUACAGAAUAGAUUCAAAGAUUGGGCUGCAUCUUUAUCUAAAACAGGUAUGGGUUCAUAUUGGGGAGCAAGACAAAUUAUGUUUGAAGUUUGGAGAAGAAGAGAGUUGAAACAAGAUAAUGACAAUUGGUUUAGUGUUCACAGAGAUUGGGAAAUGAAUAUAAUGUUAUCAUGA